GCCUCCCGGGGCCCGCCGCCGACCCCGGCCGCCGCCCCCGCACGCCGCGCCCGCGCCCCCGCACCGCCCCGGAGUUUCUGCAUGACUGUCACAAAGAUGUCCUGGCGUCCGCAAUACCGCAGCUCCAAGUUCCGGAACGUCUACGGGAAGGUGGCCAACCGGGAGCACUGCUUCGACGGGAUCCCCAUCACCAAGAAUGUGCAUGAUAACCAUUUUUGUGCCGUCAACGCCCGCUUCCUGGCCAUUGUCACUGAGAGCGCGGGAGGCGGCUCCUUCCUCGUCAUCCCCCUGGAACAGACGGGCAGGAUUGAACCCAACUACCCCAAGGUCUGUGGUCACCAGGGCAACGUGCUGGACAUCAAGUGGAACCCCUUCAUCGACAACAUCAUUGCCUCGUGCUCGGAGGACACGUCGGUGCGGAUCUGGGAGAUCCCCGAGGGCGGGCUGAAGCGGAACAUGACGGAGGCUCUUCUGGAGCUGCAUGGGCACAGCCGGCGCGUGGGGCUGGUCGAGUGGCACCCUACCACCAACAACAUCCUGUUCAGUGCUGGCUACGACUACAAGGUCCUCAUCUGGAACCUGGACGUGGGCGAACCGGUGAAGAUGAUAGACUGCCACUCGGACGUGAUCCUCUGCAUGUCCUUCAACACUGACGGCAGCCUGCUUACCACCACGUGCAAGGACAAGAAACUGCGUGUGAUCGAGCCCCGCUCCGGCCGCGUUCUGCAGGAGGCGAACUGCAAAAACCACAGAGUGAACCGGGUGGUCUUCCUGGGAAACAUGAAGCGGCUUCUCACGACGGGGGUCUCCAGGUGGAACACGAGACAGAUCGCCCUCUGGGACCAGGAGGACCUGUCCAUGCCCCUGAUCGAGGAGGAAAUCGAUGGGCUCUCCGGCCUCCUGUUCCCCUUCUACGACGCCGACACACACAUGCUCUACCUGGCUGGAAAGGGAGAUGGAAACAUCAGAUACUACGAGAUCAGCACCGAGAAGCCCUACCUGAGUUACCUCAUGGAGUUCCGCUCCCCAGCCCCGCAGAAAGGCCUCGGGGUUAUGCCCAAGCACGGGCUGGAUGUGUCUGCCUGCGAGGUGUUCCGAUUCUACAAGCUGGUGACUCUCAAGGGCCUGAUUGAGCCUAUCUCCAUGAUCGUGCCCCGGAGGUCGGAUUCCUACCAGGAAGACAUUUACCCCAUGACGCCGGGCACAGAGCCAGCCCUGACCCCCGAUGAGUGGCUGGGAGGCAUCAACCGAGAUCCUGUGCUGAUGUCUUUGAAAGAAGGCUAUAAGAAGUCCCCCAAAAUGGUAUUCAAGGCUCCCAUCAAAGAAAAGAAGAGCGUUGUGGUCAACGGAAUAGAUUUAUUAGAAAAUGUCCCACCCAGGACAGAGAAUGAGCUCCUCCGGAUGUUCUUCCGGCAGCAGGAUGAGAUUCGGAGGUUGAAGGAGGAGCUGGCCCAGAAGGACAUCCGCAUUCGGCAGCUGCAGCUGGAGCUGAAAAACUUGCGCAACAGCCCCAAGAACUGUUAGCUCCCCGGCCGGGCUGCUUUCUAAGCCGAUCUCUCCGUUGUUUCUACUCGUCCCUUCACUUCCCAUUCUCCGGUGACCCCAGAGACAGAACCAGGACUGGAGCUGGGGGAGUGCCUGAGGACCCCACCUGCCACCUCAAGAACUGGAAGCUGACCUUUGACCUGUCGACCUCACGCUAACAACAGCCCCCAGCCUCUCCCGGAGACCCAGGCCGGCAGCCCCUUCCCCUGCCACCCCAGGAGCCUCGGCUUCCCCUUGGCUGGCAAAGACCUCGGACUCCCCGAGGGGUGCCCUCAAUGGACCAGGGAGCGGAGGGGGAAGCCAGGACCCCAGGAGACUUAGAGGUUGAACUUUUCCCCUGCAAAGGGGGCUGCCAGGACAUCUCCGUGCUCCCUGCUGGGGCUCACAGUGGCCCUGAUGGACGCACAGUAAGGGCUGGAUUGCCGGCAUCAGCUGUUCUCCCUCCCAUCCCCCACCUCUCCCC
This is a messenger RNA of Lagenorhynchus albirostris (white-beaked dolphin), 2008 nucleotides long. RefSeq names its product coronin 2B (gene CORO2B). The record is from RefSeq and is a predicted model, not a curated record. Gene Ontology annotation, molecular function: actin filament binding. NCBI's taxonomy places the organism in Eukaryota, Metazoa, Chordata, Mammalia, Artiodactyla, Delphinidae. Gene Ontology annotation, biological process: actin filament organization. Bases 82 to 1524 code for a protein of 480 amino acids. The transcript is spliced from 12 exons.